Molecule: messenger RNA, 1788 nt
Organism: Budorcas taxicolor (takin)
Lineage: Eukaryota; Metazoa; Chordata; Mammalia; Artiodactyla; Bovidae
Gene: TMEM200C
Product: transmembrane protein 200C
Exons: 1
Coding region: 1-1788 (595 amino acids)
Source: RefSeq, a predicted model, not a curated record
AUGAUCGCCACCGGCGGCCUCCUGAGGAUCUCCGCCCGGAAGCAGGACCCCCUCCGGCCCCCGGGCCAGGUCCCCAAGCGCAAGCGGAAAGCCAAGAAGAGGCGCAAGAACGACGUGGUGGUGGUGAAGGGCAAGCUGAAGCUGUGCUCCGUCUCCGGGCUCAUCGCCCUCUGCGGGAUCGUGGUGCUGCUGGUGGGCAUCGCCCUGGCGGUGGUGGGCUACUGGCCCAAGGCCAACGGAGCUCACCGGGAGGGGGCUAAGCAGCCGCCGCCGCCGCCGCCACCCGGGGACAGCGGCUACCGUAUCCCCUCCAUGACCAACAGCAGCAGCGGGGGCAGCAGAAACCGGUCCAGGACCCAGCCGGGGCCUCCGGAAGGUGUCACCGCCAGUUCGGUGGGCGCGCCCAGAAGCACGCCCCCAGCGCGGUCCCCCGCCCCCUCGCCGUCGUCCUCCACGUCGGUGGGCUUCUUCUUCCGCGUCUUCUCGGGCUACCUGCACUCCGACAAGCUCAAAGUCUUCGGGCCCCUCAUCAUGGGCAUUGGCAUCUUCCUCUUCAUCUGCGCCAACGCCGUGCUCCACGAGAACAGGGACAAGGAGACCAAGAUCAUCAACCUGCGGGACCUCUACUCCACCGUCAUCGACGUGCACAGCCUCCGCGCCAAAGACCUGGCGGCCGCCGCCUCGUCCUCCGGCCCCGCCUCGGCGCCCCCCGGGGCCGCGCCGCUCAACGGCUUCCUGGGCUACGUGGAGUCGCGGGGCCUGGAGCUGAAGCCCGGGACCCGCGGCGGCGCCGCCGGGGACGCCUUCGGGGCGGCAGCGAUGCUGGCCCGCGGCGCCUGGCCCCACCCCGCGGCCCGGAGGGGAGGUGGCGGGGGGACCCCAGGCGCCGUGUCCCCGCCCGACCUGGCCUCGUCCCCACGCCGCCCGCGGGAGCCCCCGAGCCCGGCGGAGGCCGUGUACAGCAUCUACCGCGAGCGCCCGGGCGUGGCCGGCCGUCGCCGGGCCGCGAGCAGCGGCAGCAGCCCGGCGCCCGGCAGCCCCCCCGAAACCUGGGGGCGCCCGAGCACUGCCAGCUCCCUCGUGGGCUCGUCGCUGAGCGCCUUCGCGCUGCUGCCCCUGCCGGGGGACCGCGACGGGGACGCGGGGACCGCGAGCCACGGCUGGCAGCGGCCCCCCGGGGAGCGCGGCGCCCGGGAGAUCCCGCUCGACCUGAGCCUCGCCGACCUCCGGGGCGGUGCCCGGGGCGGCGCGCGCUGGGCGCCUCGCGAGCCGGAGGAGCCGGCAGCCGCGCGCACCGCCAGGGGGCAGGGCGGCCGCCUACCCAGGACCGGCAGGCACGCGGCCCUGCGGCGCCGCAGCACCAGCGGGCUGCCGGACUACCGGGCGGCCCAGUCCUCCGAGCCCCUGCCCGCCUCGCGCAGCGCGGACCUGGACUCCAGCCUCCCGGAGCUCGCGGCCUCCCCGGAGACCCCAGCCCGGCCGGACUCGCCGAGUUCCCAGUCUGAUGACCCGUCCUGCAACAAUAAGGGCUACACCCCCCUGCGAGAGACGGGCACUUCCCUAGAGUCGAUGGGGGACCUGGGGGCCGGUGGAAACCCAGACGGGGAGGCCGCCACCGCCCCGGAGCCGGAGCAGAGACCCCCGGAGGAUCCCGGCCAGGAGGCCCCCGAGGCCGAGCCCUCCCAUCCGGUGCAGAGGCAGUUUACAAACAAGGAAAAACUCUACAUGAUUUCCCGGUCUCACGCCUCAGGGGUCGAGGACAGAGAAUUGGAGAGUGCUGGCAUUUAG